Mytilus californianus (California mussel) is the source of this 1261-nucleotide messenger RNA. RefSeq lists its product as uncharacterized. The transcript has 3 exons. The coding region runs from base 45 to 959 and encodes 304 amino acids. The record is from RefSeq and is a predicted model, not a curated record. NCBI's taxonomy places the organism in Eukaryota, Metazoa, Mollusca, Bivalvia, Mytilida, Mytilidae.
AAACAAGGAAGUAAUUUACACGAUUUGUGACGCAACAAAAUAAGAUGGCACAGGUGUUGGCAGUCCCAGGAGAUGUUAGACAUGGAUUUUCUUACAUAGGUCAAUUCAACCAUGACUUCGGCCGAAUUAUUGGGAUAGCAGCUACAAUAAAGGGGAAUAUUUUGUUAUGUGACUAUGUUAAAAAGAAUCUGAUAUUAGUUGAUCCCCAUGGAAAUUAUUUAAAUAAGCUUGACGUAGACAGUGAACCAUAUGGUGUGGCUAUAACGAGUCAAAAUAUAGGCUAUAUAACACAACCAAACUCUAGAACUGUCCUACAAAUUGACCCUGAUAAAAUGAUUGUACUCUUCAAGGUAACUUGCGACGACCUAAACACUACAGUGUCUUGUGUUUCAGCACUACCUAAUACUGGAAGGGAUUUAUCAGGGACAAAACCAUGUUUUUUUGGAGUUAACAAAGAUGGUUGUAUGUAUGCAGGUGGUGUCAGUUACGAACAAAUUUCCAGCACCAUCACAGACAUAUCUAAAAAUGGACGUAUGAUUGGUUCACGUGUUGUAAAGUUCCAUACAUUAAAUAAAGAUUCUUUCGUAUCUUGUAUAGGCGGUCAAAAUUAUAUCAGGCACAACUUCAGCACAAGCAGACGGCCACAUAUGGACACAUUUUAUCACAAUAAGAUUUAUAAUAUUGCCACCAUGGACUCGCCAACGGACAUAUGCUCUGACGACAACAGCCACAUCUACGUUAGUGGACAGGGAUCGAAUAACAUACACAGACUGGUAGAGGACACGAAAUAUUCGAACAAAUUAAAAAGAAUGGAAACUGAUUGGAAAGUACUAGACAUACCAUUGGAUUCACAUCAUGGAAUCAAGGAACCUGUCGCCUUGUGCUUCAACCAAGACUAUAGUAAACUGUAUAUUGUCAACGAAUGGGGAAAAUCAGUUUUGGUUUUUGAUGUUAUUUGAUGAUCAAAUACAAAUACAAAUUUUCUGUUCAAUAUUAUACUAUACCAUGUAUAUAGAAAUUGGCUAUUUGUUAAUUAUGCUUUGAAUUAAAAAAAAAACAUUCGUAGUAAUAGUACCCACAUAGCUAUAUGUAUGAUAUAUCAACAAUGAUUAUUUGCUCUGUGAUCAAUAUCUUUCAAACAAAAUCUCUCAAACCGGUGGAAAGGUUCGUCUUGAACCAGCAGUGAGAAAUGCGGGUUCAUGUUUUAGACCUAAGUUUUCAAUUUGAGAUGAAAAACAAAUAAAAAAAUGUUAUCAUGGUA